Paramormyrops kingsleyae is the source of this 1267-nucleotide messenger RNA. It is a transcript of the gene ccnh, whose product is annotated as cyclin H. Gene Ontology annotation, molecular function: cyclin-dependent protein serine/threonine kinase regulator activity. Gene Ontology annotation, cellular component: transcription factor TFIIK complex. The record is from RefSeq and is a predicted model, not a curated record. Gene Ontology annotation, biological process: regulation of transcription by RNA polymerase II; DNA-templated transcription. Lineage: Eukaryota; Metazoa; Chordata; Actinopteri; Osteoglossiformes; Mormyridae.
CAUGACUCGAAAGACCCCUGCUGUCCAAAAAGUGCCUGAGUAAUAUACGACAGUAUUAUUUGGUUCUUGUGUUUAGAGUGGCCAUGUAUUAUUAAAUAUUAUCUGGCGUUUCGUAUAAUUCUUGACUUUAGCCAAAGGGUACAAUGUAUCACAAUAGCUCACAGAAAAAAUUUUGGACAUUUGAAAAUGAAGAAUGUUUAGAGAAACUUAGGUUUCAAUCCAAUCAGAAGUUUCGUGCUAAAGUUCGUGGUAGUGGAAAGGAAUUGAAAGGAUUGGAUGAAUCCUCAUUUUUGAAUCCUUUCGAGGAAGAUGUGCUUUUCAGACACUAUGAAAGGAGACUUCUCGAAUUCUGUGCUAAUUUCAAGCCUGUGAUGCCAAAAUCUGUUGUGGGUACAGCAGCUAUGUAUUUUAGAAGAUUUUACUUGCAUAACUCCGUAAUGGAAUACCAUCCCAGGAUUAUUAUGCUUACCUGUGCAUACCUGGCCUGCAAAGUAGAUGAGUUUAAUGUGUCAAGCAGCCAGUUCGUUGGAAAUCUGCCGGAGACAGCUGCAGGACAGGAAAAGGCUCUGGAACAGAUCCUUGAGUAUGAACUACUGCUCAUCCAGCAGCUAAAUUUCCACCUGGUGGUACACAACCCCUACCGACCUCUAGAGGGUUUCCUCAUUGAUCUCAAGACGAGAUAUACGACACUGGAGAACCCAGAGAUGCUAAGGAAAACUGCUGAUGAUUUUCUUAACCGUGCUACUAUGACAGAUGCAGGUCUUCUCUGCUCUCCGUCACAGAUUGCUUUGACCGCUGUGCUGAAUAGUGCUUCUCGGGCUGGCAUUACCAUGGAGAGUUACCUGGCAGAAUGCUUGGGUUUGAAAGACGACAAGGAAACCCUGUGCAAGAUGAUUGACUUAAUGAGACGAAUAAAAAAUCUCUUAAAGAAGUAUGAGCUUCCCAACUCAGACGAGGUCAAUAUGUACAAACAGAAGCUUGAAAGAAUACACGCUGAAUUCGUCAACACAAUUCCGAAACGAAAAAGAGGAUAUGAAGAUGAUGAUCAUGUCACAAAAGAGCAUCCUGUUGCAGAGGAGGAGGAAUGGACUGAUGAGGAUUUAGAGUCCUUCAUGACAUGAUCGGGAGCUGUCUCUUGGAACACUGAAAUUUAACAUAUUGGUGUAUUUCCUGUUUUUCCUGUACUGUGCAGUAGUAGCUGCAUCAGAUGACAAAAUCCUAUGUACAUUUGGAAUAUUUUUGAGAAAUAAAGUUUUUGUACAUUUCA